AUGAGGCCUGAUCUGUACAUUUUGUGGUUUGCCGCUGCAUCUGUCCCUGUGUCAGGACGAACCAUUUAUUCUGAAGAGCUUGGGUCUGAUCUCUCAGCAAAUGCUGCGCAUCCUCAAUCAGACCGUUUUGGCCUUGAGAAGCGACAAUUUAGGCAGCAUAGAGUAAGGGUCAACUGGAUCGUCACCCUGGCUCAAGCAACCGACCUUAUCUUGAAUGUUUUUGUACAAACCGACUCGAACGGACGUGUCUCUAUUGUUCCAGAGCAAGUGAAUCUAGGUUGGAUUCUGAGUAACCCUCAGGCAACUGGCGGUUCCAACGAGUAUGCCUCUAUGCUGAGCAUCGUUCGACCUUGGGGAAGGGCUACUGCCCAAAUUUUCUGGAAUGCAGUGACGGGGUCCUGGAUUGGUGUUGUGAGUGACGGUGUUGUGAACGAGAGGGGUCAAGAGAUGCAACAUUCUUUAAACUGGUGCAGCUGA
Fusarium fujikuroi IMI 58289 is the source of this 477-nucleotide messenger RNA. RefSeq lists its product as uncharacterized. Lineage: Eukaryota; Fungi; Ascomycota; Sordariomycetes; Hypocreales; Nectriaceae. The transcript is spliced from 2 exons. Bases 1 to 477 code for a protein of 158 amino acids. The record is from RefSeq and is a predicted model, not a curated record.